AAAUAAUAGUGGGGAAACAUACUUCCUUUCUUCUUUCACACACACUUUUAAUAGUAACAAAAAAAAAAAAAUAUGAAUGGCUCUUCAAAUUUACGCAUUGCAUGUGUGAUGGUAGGCUUACCAGCAAGAGGAAAGACUUAUAUCUCAUAUAAAGUGAGUCGUUACUUGACAUGGUUAGGUAUCAAGACACAAAUAUUUAGUGUUGGUAAUUAUCGUCGCAAAUUGGCGGGAUUAAAUCUUCCACAUACAUUCUUUGAUGUCAACAAUGCAGAAGGCAUCAAAAAAAGACACGAAGCAGCAUCUUGUGCAUUAAGUGAUAUGAUCAAUUGGUUUGAAAAAGAGGAUGGUACUGUUGCGAUCUUUGAUGCUACAAAUUCAUCAAAAAAGGCUAGAGCUUGGAUCAACAAUGCUUUGACAGCACGUAAUAUUCAAGUUUUAUUCAUUGAAUCAGUUUGUGAAGAUGAGGAUAUUAUCUUAUCGAAUAUUAAAGAUGUCAAAUUAUCCUCGCCUGACUAUUGCAAUCGCGAUCCAAAUGCUGCCACCGAAGAUUUUAUGAAACGGAUCAAGCAUUACGAAGAAACUUAUGAAACUGUUACAGAACAAGAACUGACUUAUAUCAAAUUAAUCAAUGUUGGAAGUCAAUAUAUUAUCAACAUGAUCCGCGGUUAUUUAGAAAGUAGAAUCGUUUAUUACCUGAUGAAUUUACACACACGUCCAAAAAGAAUUUGGUUUAGUCGACAUGGUGAAUCUCUCUUCAACUUAGAGGACAGAAUUGGUGGUGAUGCUGGGCUAUCACCAAGAGGUGAGCAGUAUGCAUUAAAAUUACCGGAAUUAGUCAGACAAAAUAUCGGUGAUCGGCCUUUGACUGUUUGGACUUCCUCCAUGACUCGUACCAUUCAAACUGCGAGACAUUUGGAUUUCCCAAAGAAACAAUGGAAAGCCUUAGAUGAACUCGAUACUGGGGUUUGUGAUGGCAUGACUUAUGAAGAGAUCGCUAUCAAGUACCCAGACGACUUUGCGCGUAGAGAUGAAGAUAAAUUUAACUACCGCUAUCGUGGUGGGGAGAGUUACAGAGAUUUAGUAUUGAGAUUAGAGCCUGUUAUAAUGGAUUUAGAAAGACACGAAAAUAUUUUGAUUAUCUCUCAUCAAGCUACUAUUCGUUGUAUGUAUGCUUAUUUUAUGGGACUAAGCCAUGAACAGUUACCAUAUGCCCGUAUUCCUCUUCAUACUAUUAUUGAACUCAAACCCAAGGCUUUCUCAUGCGAAGAAAAAUUAUAUAAGGUGGACGUUGGCUCAGUUGAUACAUACAGGCCCAAGGGACAGCUUGCUCGUAAAUUGACAAACGAUAAAUUUGUGAGUUCGAUGUCCCCAUUAUCGGAAGGAGCAAGCGGCGAAAUAGCCGAUGCUAAAACUCCAAUUCUACCAAUUAAACCUAUGGAGGCUACCUCUACCUGUUAGAUGACUUAUGAGCUCGGAAAGAACCUGUGUACUAUUCUCUUUUUUUAAAAAAUUAUUAUUCCAGAGCUUAGAUCAUUAGUACAUUUAUUUUUCUAAAAAAAUACUGCAAUUUUAAUUUAAUCUCUUAAUCAAUGAAUUAAGGAUAUUGUACAUCACGCAUGAAUUAAAGUUUAUUUUUUAUUUCACUGCAAUAAGAUUUGUGUGUGAUA
Molecule: messenger RNA, 1667 nt
Organism: Mucor mucedo
Lineage: Eukaryota; Fungi; Mucoromycota; Mucoromycetes; Mucorales; Mucoraceae
Product: 6-phosphofructo-2-kinase-domain-containing protein
Exons: 8
Coding region: 73-1458 (461 amino acids)
Biological process (GO): fructose 2,6-bisphosphate metabolic process; fructose metabolic process
Cellular component (GO): cytosol
Molecular function (GO): 6-phosphofructo-2-kinase activity; fructose-2,6-bisphosphate 2-phosphatase activity; ATP binding
Source: RefSeq, a predicted model, not a curated record